This is a messenger RNA of Sinocyclocheilus anshuiensis, 3671 nucleotides long. Its product is annotated as thyroid receptor-interacting protein 6-like. Gene Ontology annotation, biological process: signal transduction; positive regulation of non-canonical NF-kappaB signal transduction. The record is from RefSeq and is a predicted model, not a curated record. NCBI's taxonomy places the organism in Eukaryota, Metazoa, Chordata, Actinopteri, Cypriniformes, Cyprinidae. The transcript has 10 exons. Gene Ontology annotation, cellular component: stress fiber; cytoplasm; focal adhesion. The coding region runs from base 265 to 2001 and encodes 578 amino acids.
AAAUAACCCAAUAAACACAGGAGUAAUAUUAAAUGAGUUAUCGCAAACGUUCCUGCGCGGCAGUCGCGCUUUCAUCAUUCGAUGUAACGUUGCGAUGUACACGGGCUAAUGCAGACGGACAGCUGCAGUAACACUAUAUAUCGUAGAUGAACGGGGUUUAAACGAUGAAAAGCAUUGUCAUAAGGGUGAUUCAUCGGCCUAACAAUCCCCGGCUUUGAGUACGAGUUUUCACGGAUUGCAGUGCGAUCCAAGGCGAAGCCUGGUAUGUCUGGCCCAAACUGGCUGCCUCCAAGAACCCUGGGUAGCCCAUAUAGAGCCACAACACCAAUGUCACACUCUGGCCACUCUGGCCCCGCUCUCUACAGACCUCCCAAGAAAGGUCUACCUGACCAGAGGCCCAAAUAUAACAUGUAUGACCAAAAUGGUGGAACAGGAGGAAAUGGUAUGCCUGUAAGAUACAUGGCUACUGGACCUUCAGGUGGAACCAUGCAACACCAGCAUCAAGAUGAUCACUCAGGGUCUACUACCUACCACCCCUUGUCUCCACAAUUAGGAGAACGAUACUAUGCUCCAGGCCAGGGGCCUAAAGAAGACCACCACACAUGGAACCCCCGUAUGGCCAGCCAUGAACUUCAUAAUCGGGGAUCAGAGAAGCACAUCUCUACUAUUGACGCAGAGAUAGACUCUCUUACAUGCAUGCUGGCUGACCUGGACAGUCACCCUCAGAACUCAAGCACACAGAUGUAUGACAAUGUGCCUUACAGCAAGCACCUCCCUAUUGACCGCUAUAACCCUCCCAACCAGAUGGGGGCUCCACCACCAAGCAGGCCAUCAAUGGGCUACCCCCCUCCACUCCAAAACCAGUACCACCCCGUCCCACCCUACACCUCUACGCCUCAGCCAGACUAUGUUUACUCCUCCGUCGCCUCUUCCGUCCACAAACCUUACCCACAACCAGUGCCUGCCUCCUAUACCACCGCCUCCACCCCAACUGGUCCACACUUCACCGUACAGGUGAAAACGGCUCAGCCCGUCACCUAUUCUCAGAGCGGACGGCAGGCAGAGCAAGCUUACACCCCUCCACCACCCUGCCACCAUGCCUCUCGCCCCCCUCAGCAAGAACGGCCACAUUAUGAGCCACAGGGACAAGGCUGGUACCCAGCGCCGCCACCUCCUGCACAAGAACCUCUUGGAGAUCCAGCUGCCUAUAAGGGGGGAUCAGGAAAUAUGUCAGGAGGGAGAGCCGGCCAGGGACCACCGGUGAAGAAGAGUCAAGACCAAGUGUCAGCAUAUCAGUCUAACAAGCAGGGGGCAGCACCACAUCAUGAGGAAGAGUUGGAACGACUCACCAAGAAGUUGGUGUAUGACAUGAAUCAUCCCCCUACUGAGGAAUAUUUUGGUCGAUGUGCUCGGUGUGGGGAUAAUGUUCUGGGAGAUGGCAGUGGCUGUAUUGCCAUGGAGCAGGUGUUUCACGUGGAGUGUUUCACCUGUAUCACCUGUCAUGCCCGUCUGAGAGGCCAGCCCUUCUAUGCACUAGACAGGAAGAGCUACUGCGAGAGCUGCUACAUAAGCACACUUGAGCGCUGUUCGAAAUGCUCGGAGCCGAUCCUAGACCGGAUCCUGAGGGCGAUGGGAAAGGCUUACCACCCUCGCUGUUUCACGUGUGUGGUUUGCGGCUGUUGCCUGGAUGGAGUGCCUUUUACUGUAGAUGCCACAUCUCAGAUCCACUGUAUUGAGGACUUUCACAGGAAGUUUGCUCCCCGCUGCUCAGUAUGUGGCCAGCCCAUAAUGCCAGAGCCUGGGCAGGAGGAGACAGUCAGGAUCGUUGCACUGGAUCGCAGUUUCCAUGUUAACUGCUACGUAUGUGAGGACUGUGGUCUUCUCCUCUCUUCAGAGGGCGAGGGAAGAGGCUGCUAUCCCCUAGACGGACACAUUCUGUGCAAGAGCUGCAGCGCCCGUCGCAUCCAAGAUCUUUCUGCCAAAAUCUCCACUGACUGCUAAUGCCCCUGUCCCGUCACUCUGUGCCCUUUCUCUCCUUCAUGGUUAUUCUUCAGAAUGUACCACUAUCUAAACAUCCACCACCUGGCAUUUCUUCCAUCCUUGACUUUACGUGUUGAUCGCACAAAUAAUAUGAAGACGUCCCUCUCAGGGUAGCAUAGAGCUGAGGAGAAAAAAUAGCUCUUGUGCUUAGAGUAGUUUCACUGGAAAACUGUUUCCUCGAGAAUAUAGAAAAACAGGUGGUGAAUGAAAUAUGAUGAUGUUUGUGUAUAAUCCUCAGCGUAUGUGUGUUCAUACAAAAUGUGAGUCUUGUGAACAGGGUGCAUUUCUUCCUUUGGAGAAGCAGUCACUUUUAGAACACUAAAAUAACCUUCAAUGGAAAUAUAGUAAAAAUGACAGUUUCCUCAAAUAAUGCCCCAAUUCUGCUGGCAGUUGGGGUCACUUCAUAUUGUCCCCAUUCAGAUCAUCUCUGUUCUUUUAUCCUCUCAAAAACAAAAACUCAUUAUUUUAAUACUUGAAAUCAUGAUUGUUGAAGGAUAUUAUUACUGUGCUUCGUUUACUGGCUUGAUAUUGGUUCAUUGUCAUUGCAUUCAUCAUGAUGCUAAUGAGAAUUCUGGGAAAAAGGUGGGAAAAGUUUAACACGGGCAGCUGUUUUGUUCUGAUUUCCCUGCAGUCUCUAGCUCUAGGUUUAUGCUGAUUUCUGAAACUGUUACAAGAGACGUGUUGUCAGAUAGGAAUGAAGGGUCAGUGUAUUUAAUGACCGCUUCAGUGAAGGAAAUCUUUUGACAGGUGUGUGUUGGAUCAAAGUGGUUGAUUUCAUUUUAAAGCUGUGUAGCUGCUGUCAGGUAAUUGAGUUUUCUGCUACAUGGCAGCAGGGUGGAUCAUUUUCAAGGAGUUUGAAUAGUGAGAGAAAUAGAGAGCGAUUAUGGAAAGGAAUCUACUAGGUUAGAUGAAGGACAAAUGUGGCUUCUUAUUAGAAACAGAACGUUUCUCAUAACAUCAAGGAACUUAGUCGCAAUUUUGUUACUAAAUAUACAUUGAUUAAUGCCUAACAGAAGGUAAAUGGUCAAGUAUGAAGGUUACAAGGAAAAGUACGUACUGGAGAAAUGACUUUCAGAUUGUUACACAGAGAUUGUUACUGAUUUUGCUUUAUUUUUUUACGUCUCCUUUUCUGGAUUUGCUUUAUAUUAUAUCAAAAUGCAUUUUUAAUUGUCUUGUUAUUUGAAUAAUGUGUAGCAGCGAGCAUCCAUUGCUUAAUGCUAUUAUAUAAAAAAGGUUUCAAAUAAGGUGUUGAUUGUUUGAAGCAAAAUAAUUAAGUGCUGGUGUUUGUGCUGAUGAAUGAUUGCAAUUAUCAAGAAACUAAAAGCAUAAAGUGGUUCAGAUGGUUGCAUGCUUUAUUUAUUGAUUUGUCUGGAAUAGUUUGUAAGAUUAUUCCAACAUAGUGCCAUCUGGUCAAUUUGCUGCCAAAAAACUUUUUCUAAACCUGUCAUUGCAGAUGAUUGCUAAUUGAUAAAGUGUCCUCGUACUGCACAGUCUGUUUUAAUGGCUGAUUUACUUUGUAAGCUGCCAAUUUAUUUCAGGGCAUGUUUGGAUGAGUUUGCUUUUUUUCUCUGUUGUUGAUUGUAGGGAGAGAAAAGGAUCAGUUUUAUAAAUUCAUCUGUUUUUACUGCAAA